This is a messenger RNA of Linderina pennispora, 237 nucleotides long. RefSeq lists its product as uncharacterized. The coding region runs from base 1 to 237 and encodes 78 amino acids. The record is from RefSeq and is a predicted model, not a curated record. The transcript has a single exon. NCBI's taxonomy places the organism in Eukaryota, Fungi, Kickxellomycota, Kickxellomycetes, Kickxellales, Kickxellaceae.
AUGGACAGUAUUGGCGACGAAUGCACGCCGCUGAAGCACGAGUACGACGCGUGUUUCAACAAAUGGUACAGCGAGAAGUUCCUGAACGGCGACAGCACCAACGAAUGUCUGGCGGUGUUCAAGAAAUACCAGGCGUGCGUCAAAAAAGUGCUGCAGGACAAGGGCCUGACCAAGAUGAUCACCGACGCACGGCCGGCCAUCGGCUCGACGUUCGGCGACGACCAGGAGGCCAAGUAA